AUGCAUCCGCUCCAGGGACUCAUCCUGCUGCUCUCACUGGCCUGUGGACGGUGCCAAUAUGCCUCCUUCAGCCAAAGCCCUUCCGAGACCUCGGUGUCUCCCGGACAGACGGUGGCUCUGGAAUGCGCCGUGGCAAACGUCGCAGCGGACAAGGUCAAUAUGAACUGGAUCCGGCAGAGCCCUGGACAGAAACCUGAAGGGGUGCUGUUCUUCAAAACGGAUCUGUCCAUUUACCGAGCUCCGGGGAUCCCGGAGCGAUACGUCCCCUCCAGAGACGCCUCCAACAAGAAGUUCCUGCUCACCAUCCGUGACGUCCAGGAAGGAGACGACUCCAUCUAUUUCUGCUUCGCCUUUUAUGGUUCAGCUGGAGUCCAGACAUGGGGAGAGGGGACCCGCGUGCGUGUGCUGAGGAGCAAUCUGCCCCAGCCCCGAAUCCAGCUGUUCCCUCCAGCCCAGGAGGAAAUCGCCUCCCUGACCUGCCUGGUGAGCGGCUUCUUCCCCGGCUACAUUGACGUGCUGUGGAGGCGAGACUCCCAGGCCCAGGCCCAGGGGGUGAGAACAGGGCUGGUGGCACUGGGAGAGGACAAGACCUACUCAGUGAGCAGCUACCUGACGGUGCCGGCCAGCGAGUGGGGCUCGGGUGCCAGCUACAGCUGUGUGGUCAAGCACGAAUCGCUGGUGUCUGCACUGGAAAAGAGCAUCAGUGCCAACGACUGCAAAAGACAGUAG
Molecule: messenger RNA, 729 nt
Organism: Terrapene triunguis (Three-toed box turtle)
Lineage: Eukaryota; Metazoa; Chordata; Testudines; Emydidae
Product: immunoglobulin lambda-1 light chain-like
Exons: 3
Coding region: 1-729 (242 amino acids)
Source: RefSeq, a predicted model, not a curated record